Molecule: messenger RNA, 1118 nt
Organism: Pecten maximus
Lineage: Eukaryota; Metazoa; Mollusca; Bivalvia; Pectinida; Pectinidae
Product: lambda-crystallin homolog
Exons: 6
Coding region: 26-985 (319 amino acids)
Biological process (GO): fatty acid metabolic process
Molecular function (GO): NAD+ binding; oxidoreductase activity, acting on the CH-OH group of donors, NAD or NADP as acceptor
Source: RefSeq, a predicted model, not a curated record
UUUAUUCUCUAGCAAAUCUACCGAAAUGGCAGCCAGACAGGGACAUCAAGUCGCCAUUAUUGGCAGUGGUAUAAUUGGCCGGAAUUGGGCAAUGGUAUUCGCUUCUGGUGGUUGCAACGUAAGAAUUUUCGACAAUGACAAAGAUCAGCUACAAAGUGCAUUGAUGGCGGUAAAACAAACGCUGGAACAAUAUGAACAGGAUGGGAUUCUGAAAGGCUCGGAUUCAGCGGCGGAUCAGAUUUCUAGGAUCAGGGGGUGCUCCUCCGCCAAGGAAUGUGUGUCUGGCGCUAGUUUUGUUAUGGAAUGUGUCCCUGAACGGCUGCACAUCAAGAGAAGUGUGCUCAGCCAGAUAGACCUCUAUGUCGAUGGCGAUGAUGUCAUCAUUGCGAGUUCAACGUCUUCCAUUUUCGCUUCUGUACUGUCAGAGGGCAUGCAACAUAAACGACAGGUCAUAGUAACCCACCCGCUAAACCCGCCAUAUUUCCUGCCAUUUGUGGAGGUGGUGCCUGCACCCUGGACAGACAAGGACAUCACUGGACGGACAUGUCAGAUCCUUUCGGACGUAGGAAUGACCCCGGCGGUCCUCCACAAGGAAACCAAAGGAUUCCUUAUCUGUAGGAUCCAACACGCCAUUACGGCGGAGUGCUUCAAACUUAUCAGAGACGGAAUAGUUACUCCUGAGGAUAUCGACAAACUAAUGCCAGACGGACUAGGGAGAAGAUAUGCCUUUCUUGGGGCUCUGGAGGCAUCAUAUCUCAACGCAAACGGAAUGAAGGACUUUUGCGAACGCUAUGGAGAUACCCUAUAUGAACUCCAACAGGAUUUCGGCCCUCCAAUAAAACUAGAAGGGGCACCUCUAGACACGAUCGAGGAGGAUAUAGGAAAACGGAUCCCCCUGGAUCAGAUACAGAAAAAACGGGACUGGAGGGACAAGCGCCUUGCUGAACUAGACAAGUUUAUCAAUAAAACGAAGACAUGUCUCUAACAUUGAUGAACUGACAGUAAAAGUGGGAUGUUUUGUAUUUGAUAUUGAAUAAAAUAUACAGAUUUAUUCUAAGCUUCAUCAUGACGAUGCAGUACAUUUUCAAUGCAAUUGAUCAGACUAAAAGUUUUUAAUC